Messenger RNA from Oryza sativa Japonica Group (Japanese rice), 1539 nucleotides. Its product is annotated as lipid phosphate phosphatase 2. NCBI's taxonomy places the organism in Eukaryota, Viridiplantae, Streptophyta, Magnoliopsida, Poales, Poaceae. The record is from RefSeq and is a predicted model, not a curated record. Gene Ontology annotation, molecular function: phosphatidate phosphatase activity. Gene Ontology annotation, biological process: phospholipid metabolic process.
GUCCCCCAAACAAAUGCCAUGAAUAGAGAGGUGAAAACUGGAGAGAAACUCCCAAGCAACUCCCAAAGUCUCAAUCUGCUCAACGGACAUGUUCCAAUGAUUCACUUGUUCGUUAUUAAUUGUUACAUUUUCUUUGUUUAUAUAUACGCACAUGUAAGGAUGCAGGAAGACGAUCGAUCAAGGUUCACCUCGGAAAAGAAAAAAGAACAGAAAGAAAGACGAUCUAGAGGGAGCCAAAGAUUGCAAGAUCGAUCGCAAGGUAACGUACACGUACAGGUGAGAGGAAUCGAUGCCGGCCGACGCGCGAGCUGCUCCGCCGUCGUGCCCGUUCCCGACGAUACGGUCGCAUGGCGCCGCCGUGGCGAGGUCGCACGCCUACGACUGGCUCGCGCUGCUCCUCCUCGUCGCCGUCGACGGCCUCCUCAACGCCAUCGAGCCGUUCCACCGGUUCGUCGGCGCCGGCAUGAUGACCGAUCUCAGAUACCCCAUGAAGCGCAACACCGUCCCCAUCUGGGCCGUCCCGAUCGUCGCUGUCAUUGGGCCCAUGAUUGUCUUCACCGUCGUCUACUUCAGGAGGAGGAACGUGUACGAUCUUCACCAUGCUGUGCUAGGCAUUCUGUUUUCGGUGCUGAUUACCGGCGUGCUCACCGACGCGAUCAAGGAUGCCGUCGGCCGCCCGAGGCCGAACUUCUUCUGGCGCUGCUUCCCCGACGGAAUCGCGGUGUUCGAUAACGUCACCACGGGAGUCAUCUGCCACGGCGACGCGAGCGUGAUCAAGGAGGGACACAAGAGCUUCCCGAGCGGCCACACUUCAUGGUCUUUCGCCGGUCUGGGGUUCCUGUCGUGGUACCUUGCCGGGAAGAUCACGGUGUUCGACCGGCGCGGGCACGUCGCCAAGCUGUGCGUCGUCCUCGCGCCUCUGCUCGUUGCGGCGAUGGUCGCCAUCUCGAGGGUGGACGACUACUGGCACCAUUGGCAAGACGUCUGCACGGGAGGCGUCCUUGGAUUGGUGGUUGCCUCUGUCUGCUAUCUUCAGUUCUUCCCGGCUCCUUCAGAUGAGAAAGGGUUCUGGCCUCACGCGCACUUUAGGUACAUCACCGAGAGGGGAAGCGAGAACCCAACGCAGCAAGCCACCGAACCACUGGACGCCAUGGAAACCGGUAGGGGAGGCCAAUGAACAAGGUGCAAGCAAGACCAAUCUUGUGUAUAUAAGGCCAUAAUGUACAGCUCCUCCUCAAGGCACGGGAGGUAAUCGUCGUUAGUUUGUAAAUACUUUGGCGUGGGCCAAUGGUACCGACUAACUUGACUACUGACCUGACGCAAAUAGGUGUUGUUUGUACAUACUGUAUGUAUUUUCAACGAAGUUUGUACAUAUGUAUUGGUUUUGCUUACUUAUGUACUCCUAUGUAUUUUAAAUAAUUUUAGUGUCUAAAAUUCCGUUCUUCUCCCAAGAAUGGCACGGGGUCAGAUCAAGCUCUGUGUUAAGGCCUGAACUGGCCCAUCCUAUUUGGGCUUGAAUUCAAGAAAUCAUUGUGAAAA